Molecule: messenger RNA, 1417 nt
Organism: Hibiscus syriacus
Lineage: Eukaryota; Viridiplantae; Streptophyta; Magnoliopsida; Malvales; Malvaceae
Product: probable serine/threonine-protein kinase PIX13
Exons: 6
Coding region: 124-1401 (425 amino acids)
Biological process (GO): protein phosphorylation
Molecular function (GO): ATP binding; protein kinase activity
Source: RefSeq, a predicted model, not a curated record
CCUUUCUUCUCUUCUUCCUCGAACCUGCAAAUAAAAACAAAAAGUCAAUACUCAUUACCCUUCCCAUAUCUAAAAUCUUCCUUUUCAAUCCCAAAUACAAAAAGAGUUUUUUGUAUAUCAGUUAUGGGGAACUGCUUUGGAACUCAACAAGUUGAUCACCAUAGCCAAUCCACCAUCAAGUCAUCCAGCCCAGAAGAGUCGAAGAAAGUAAAAGACGGCACACCAAAUGGAUCACUUCCACCACCUACAACGAACAAAGAGAGCAGCGGCGUUGAAGGGAGAAGCAAGGAGGUUGGUGAAGCGGUGUCCGUGCCGGAAAGUGGAAAGAUUCCGAUGAACACCACCUUGAAAAUAUUCACUUUUGCUGAACUCAAGGCCGCCACGAGAAAUUUCAAGCCGGCUACGGUGCUCGGAGAAGGCGGUUUCGGUAGAGUUUUCAAAGGUUGGGUCGAUGAGAAAACAUAUGCUCCUUCGAAAGUCGGCGUUGGCAUGGCGGUCGCCGUCAAGAAAUCGAAUCCCGAUAGCUCUCAAGGCUUGCAAGAAUGGCAGGCAGAAGUGAAAUUUUUGGGCAAGUUCAGCCAUCCAAAUCUGGUGAAGCUAUUGGGGUACUGUUGGGAGGAGAAUCAAUUCCUCCUCGUCUAUGAAUACAUGCAAAAGGGCAGCUUGGAAAACCACCUCUUCAGAUACUCAAUUGCAGCGGGCAGAGCAGAGCCUCUUACAUGGGCAACGCGGCUUAAAAUAGCCAUUGGGGCUGCCCAAGGCCUGGACUUUUUGCAUACAUCCGAGAAGAGUGUUAUCUACAGGGACUUUAAAGCCUCCAAUAUUUUGCUGGAUGGGGACUACAACGCUAAACUUUCGGAUUUCGGAUUAGCGAAGUUUGGCCCUAUAAACGGCCACUCGCAUAUCACCACACGAGUCAUGGGCACUUAUGGUUAUGCUGCUCCUGAAUAUGUUGCCACUGGUCAUUUGUAUGUUAGAAGUGAUGUGUAUGGUUUCGGAGUGGUGUUGUUAGAGAUGUUAACGGGCCUGAGGGCCCUCGAUACGAAUCGACCGAGUGGAGAGCACAAUCUGGUGGAAUGGACCAAACACUCGUUGACGGAGAAGAGGAAGUUGAAGAAAAUAAUGGAUCCAAGGUUGGACGAGCAAUACCCUAUGAAAGCUGCAUUGCAAGCCGGUGCACUUAUUUUAAAGUGUUUGGAAUCCGAUCCCAGAAGCCGUCCAUCCAUGGAAGAGGUAUUGGAGACGUUACAAAAGAUCAAUGCCAUCAAUCAAAAUCCUAAAGAGAGUAGUAAAGGUAGCAAAUCGAAGUCAAGAGCUAACGAUAAUCGAUCCCCGGUGCAUUCUAGGUACGGUCGGGAUACAAAUAACCAACGCUCCGCCACGGCUACACCGCAUCGAUAGUUGUUCGGUUUCGGAG